Molecule: messenger RNA, 892 nt
Organism: Callorhinchus milii (elephant shark)
Lineage: Eukaryota; Metazoa; Chordata; Chondrichthyes; Chimaeriformes; Callorhinchidae
Gene: grp
Product: gastrin-releasing peptide
Biological process (GO): neuropeptide signaling pathway
Molecular function (GO): neuropeptide hormone activity
Source: RefSeq, marked provisional
CAGCCAGAGGGUUUGGGGUUUGGGAUAGAGUGAAAGAGAAGGAGAAAGAAAGAAAAAAGAACGAGAGAGAGAGAGAGAGAGAGAGAUAGAGAAAGAGAGAGAUGGGCUGUGAAAUGAUCCUGUGGAAAUACCGUUCACUCUUCUCUCUGAUUGUCCUGAGUGUGGGCAGCUCUGAGCUGCACCAUGGCUUGGCGGCCCCCGUGCCAGACCAAGGGGACAGAGCAGUGGCCAAAAUGUUCCCCAGAGGCAGCCACUGGGCAGUGGGCCAUUUGAUGGGGAAAAAGAGCAUCAGUGACCUCCCUUAUGACUACUCCAGUAGUGAUAAUGUGGUGUACCCAGGCCUGUUGGAAGACGCCAAAAGACUGGAGGACAACUUGCAUUGGAAUGAGAUGGUGAAGAACAUCUUACAGCUGUGGGAGGGCUCUGCAUCCAGAAAGGUUCAGAGUUUAAGGAAUGACUUCCCAGUGUUCAACAAGAAACCUUGGCAAAAGGCUCUAGGUGGAAACUAUAAGGAGAUGGCAGAUUUCCUCCUGCAGUUUAUGAGUCUGAAGGACGAAACCCCAAGCUGAACGCGUGACCCAAAAGCUGGACUACUACUUUCUUUUUCCUCCAAGUGUUUAGCUGUACCAAAUACCAGACAGAAUUGCUUUUGUUUUCAAACAACUAAAUGUUCUUGUAUCUCUGAACACAGACUGAAUGUUUUUUUUUCGCACCGCAAGUUAUGUUUCGAUGUUUUUAAUGUAAAUAAAUAUCAGUAGGGAAGGUCUUCCAAUAUAAGAUCAUAAUUUUACUACUUCAGUGUUUUAUAAUCGUUCAUCCUUCCUUCCUUGCUACCUUCCUUCUGAUGUGAAGCUGUGUUAACAAAUGCUGAAUAAAAAUAUUAACAGGUAUC